GCUCUUGAGUCGACAACCCCCAUUCACGCUGCAAGACUUGCGCCGCUUUUCCUGGAUAUGGGCAGUGCUGUUGUAAGGCGGGGUAGCUUCUUGGUAUCAUGUCGACCAUGUGCAUCAUCGUCUACCAAGCCUAAGGUAUAUAACAGAAGGGAUGGACGGGGCUUCAUGUUGCAUUUGAACCAGAAAAAGACCUUGUAUAACCAACAGUCGUUCUUUAUAUCAUAUACCACUCCUUUCUGGAAGCCAAACAGCAGUGUCAGCCCUUGAGCUCUCCGAGUCCCCUUACUUGUCUUCUCCUCAAUUCAGUCUCGUUGCUUCGCCGUCUGCAUCAUGGGCAAAACCGCGAUCCGCACCGUCAACAAAGUCAGCUUCGAUGAGCCAGCCUCGGAGCAAUCAUGUCUACAUAAUCGAUGGCAUCCUGACAUUCCCGCCGCUGGGGCAAUCAAAGACGGCGAAACCGUCAAGAUAGAAUGCCUCGACUGGACCGGUGGCCAAAUUGGCAAUAAUGACUCGGCCGACGACAUCGUCAACGUCGACCUUACCAGAGUGCACUAUCUCAGCGGUCCCUUCGAGGUGGAGGGCGCACAGCCGGGCGAUCUGCUCCUCGUCGAGAUCAUGGACGUCCAGCCCUUCGAGGACCGGCCUUGGGGUUUCACCGGCAUCUUUGACCGGAACAAUGGCGGAGGUUUCCUCGAUGAGAUUUACCCCAAUGCAGCCAAGGCCAUCUGGGACUUCGAAGGCAUCUUCUGCACAUCCCGCCACAUCCCCGGCGUCAAGUUCAGCGGCCUCAUCCACCCGGGCAUUCUCGGCUGCGCCCCCUCCGCCGAGGUCCUCGACACGUGGAACAAGCGCGAGGGAGAACUCAUCGCCGCCAACAAGCUCGAGCGCGUCGUGGCGCUGCCCCCCGAGCCCCAGAGCGUCCAUGCCGGCUGCGCCGAUGCUGCGACGAAGGAGAAGGUCGGGAAGGAAGGUGCCAGGACUAUUCCUGGCCGGCCCGAACAUGGUGGGAACUGCGAUAUCAAGAACUUGAGCCGGGGUAGCAAAGUCUAUCUUCCCGUCCACGUUCCCGGCGCGAAGUUUAGCGUCGGAGACUUGCAUUUUUCGCAGGGCGAUGGUGAAAUCUCCUUCUGCGGCGCCAUCGAAAUGGCCGGCGUCAUCACCAUCAACUUCAAGGUCAUCCGGAACGGCAUGGCCGAGCUUGGCCUCAAAUCCCCCAUCUACAUCCCCGGCCCCGUCGAACCGCAAUUCGGACCCGGCCGGUACAUCUACUUCGAGGGCUUCUCCGUCGACGAACACGGAAAGCAGCACUACAUGGACGUCGCGGUAGCCUACCGCCAGACCACUCUCCGCUGCAUCGAGUACCUCCGCCGUUUCGGCUACAACGACUACCAGAUCUACCUCCUCCUCUCUUGCGCCCCCGUCCAGGGCCACGUCGCCGGUAUAGUCGACAUCCCGAAUGCCUGCACGACGCUGGGCCUGCCGAUGGACAUCUUCGACUUUGACAUCUCCCCCGCCGCCGCCGCCUCGGUGACCAAGCGCGAUCUCGGUGGCUGCACGUUCCCGACCGGCGUCGCUGAGGGGAAGGUCGAGGCGGGCGGGGCCAACAGCGAGAUUAGCUUCGGGGGUGGUUUGACAUAUAAGAGUGACAAGUAGAUGCAGAUAGAUAUGUAUGUAUGAAUUUGUCCUAUGCACAAGUCCGCGAAUGCUGUGCUCCUGUUUGCAGAGUGGAAAGGAAGAAGAAACGAAGAUAAAACGAAGAUAAAAACGAACAAUGAAAGUAAACGAGCGCCCCGAGGCGACUCUCAUCUCGUGAUCAUGGGUCCUCGUCACCUCUUUUGCCUCAUUCAAAACAUCAAAAAUCCGGAAUCACAGAAAGCGAACUGUGUCCCAUAUCGCUUGUGUGCUUCUUCGCCUCCCUUUCCCCGCUUCCGAGCCAAUCGC
Sodiomyces alkalinus F11 is the source of this 1941-nucleotide messenger RNA. Its product is annotated as formamidase. Lineage: Eukaryota; Fungi; Ascomycota; Sordariomycetes; Glomerellales; Plectosphaerellaceae. The coding region runs from base 331 to 1653 and encodes 440 amino acids. The record is from RefSeq and is a predicted model, not a curated record. Gene Ontology annotation, molecular function: hydrolase activity, acting on carbon-nitrogen (but not peptide) bonds, in linear amides. The transcript has 8 exons.